Symbiodinium natans is the source of this 1509-nucleotide messenger RNA. The record is from the annotation of a GenBank genome assembly. NCBI's taxonomy places the organism in Eukaryota, Dinophyceae, Suessiales, Symbiodiniaceae.
AUGACAAGAACGGACGAGACGAAGGACACGAAGGAGAAACGGCACGAGAAGGAGAAAAAGGAAAAGAAGGAGAAGAAGGUUAAGAACAAAGAGAGGCAGUAUCAGCUGAUAGACAUCGACACGAAGGAACCGGAUGCCAAGAGACGAAAGGCCACAGGCAGCAGCGGGGGCUGGCGGUUGCAGGGCUUCGACCAAGCCCAUCUCAAUGGCAUCUGGAGGAAGCGAGACGACCCCCACUACAAGCUGUUUGACCACAACGGUGUGCCCUACUCUUCAGUUUGGAAGGAUGGAGGAGAGCUUUUCGCGUACUACCAGUACGACAAGAGUCGCUGGGCCAUGAGCCCUCGCAUAGAUGACACGACGGACGUGGACCUCUUCUUGCAGGUUCGUGCAAAAAAGAAGGAGCCGGGAAUCCUCUUCUACAGCAACGAUACCAAGUUGUGGCGCGAGAACCUGCCGGAUGGUAAUUGGAAAUACCACUACCCGACAAAUGGCGUUCAGUACUGGACAGAGCUCACCUCGGAGGAACUGAGCUGGCUGAGCAUGGCUGAGCCUGCUGCGCUCGCCCCACGACGGUCGGUGGCUGUGCCCGCAGCACGCACGCCGGCAUUUCUUGACAAGCAGCCUGGCACACCGAACUUGCCACCGCUUCAGCCAAUUGCGGCACCAGGCACGCCGCUCACACCUUGGGGCACAGCAGCUCCCGGGACGCCGAACAUGUGUGCAGGAAACGCUGCACCCGGCACACCACUUCAGCGCUGCAACGAUGCGGGCGUCAGGGCUCCUGGCACACCAACGGGAUGGCUGUCCUGUGAAACCCCACAGCUAGCAGCCGCUGCGGUCGGGGGUAGCACCUGGCCAGGAGGAGAGGCGACGGCAGCGACACAAGCCUUCCACCACGGCUUGCCUUUUCCUUGCGCUCCCAGCGCUCCCGGUGUUUCGGGCACUUCUUUCACGCAUGCCGGGCCCAGCGCUCCCAGCACGAACUUCACGCCUUGCGCUCCCUCAUCUGGCGCUCCCUUCGAGCUCGGCGCUGCUUGCGCUCCCAAUGAACAGUUCACGGGCUUCACGCCCUGCGCUUCCAGCGCUCCCUUCACGCACCCCGUACCCGGCAUUGGCUGCGCUCCUGGCGCGCAGUUUGCGCACUUCACGUCCGGCACUCCCGGGUCUCCUGGUCCUCCCUUCGUGCCCGCCAAUUCCUGUGUUUCUGUCACGCAGUUUGAGCACUUCACACCCCGCACUCCAGGUCCCGCUCCCGCUCCCGCUUCCGCUCCCCGUCCCGCUACCGCCCCAGUGCCCUCGAUGCCCGUGGAGCCUCCCAAGGCAUCUCUGGCACCUGCAGUGGCACCUACACCACCUCCUCCCUCCAGGCCGGUUCCGAGGCCCAGCUGCGCGCCUCCCAAGCCACCGCCCAAGCCACUGCCCAAGCCACUGCCCAGAAAAAAGGACCGCAGCGCGACGCCACCAGGCCACGCGCCCGGAUCUCGACCAUCCUUGUACAUGCCGUAG